Messenger RNA from Camponotus floridanus (Florida carpenter ant), 1114 nucleotides. It is a transcript of the gene Surf6, whose product is annotated as surfeit locus protein 6 homolog. Gene Ontology annotation, molecular function: RNA binding; DNA binding. Gene Ontology annotation, biological process: ribosomal small subunit biogenesis; ribosomal large subunit biogenesis. Gene Ontology annotation, cellular component: nucleolus. Bases 73 to 957 code for a protein of 294 amino acids. The transcript has 4 exons. The record is from RefSeq and is a predicted model, not a curated record. Lineage: Eukaryota; Metazoa; Arthropoda; Insecta; Hymenoptera; Formicidae.
UUCCUAACCUAAAUCUUUUCACAAUAUGCACGUGUGUUGUAGAGGUUGUAGAUGUAAUCAAGUUGCUAGAAGAUGCAAUUAAAAAUGUCGAAGAAAUUUAAUAAAAAAGAAGUGCAUCAAAUGCUUGUAACAGAAGAUAAAUUUAUUUCGAAUAUAUUCUCUGUAAUGCCUAUGUCAACGUGCGAAUUAGCAAAGCAGAAUCAACUAAUAGAUGGAAAGGAAACGAGGGAAAAAGUCAAGUCUUUUGCUUCACCAGGCAAGAAAACGGGAAGAGUAAACUCUUUCGAGUUACAUGAAAAAUUAGAGAAAUUAAAAGGUGUAAAAAAAUUAGAUUAUAAACAGAAACUUCUUAAAAAAACAUUGAAAAACAGAAUCAAAAAGAGUUCAAAAAAGGAACAACGUUUGCUACAGAAAAAACUUGUUAAAGCAGAACAAAAUGCAACUGGAGACAAUAAAAUAAAGAUUAAUAAUGAGGAGGUGCCAAAAAUUCCAAAACCAAAACCAGUAUUUAAUUCGGAGGGUAAAAUGGUGUUUAGUAAGUUUGAUUUCUCUGAAAUUGGAGUAAAGAAAAAACUACCUAAAAAUCAGAAUGAUCCUAAAAAGAUUUUACAACAAUUACAACAAAAGAAAGAAAAAUUGAAGCAAUUAGAAAAUUCAGGCGAUAAAGAAAAAGCUGAGGAUAUUAAAGAAAAAGAUGCAUGGAAAUCUGCAUUGGCAAAAGCGAAUGGUGAUAAAAUUAAAGAUAAUCCAGAGUUGCUCAAACGUACUUUAAAGAGAAAGGAACAGAAAAAGAAACACAGUGCAAAUAAAUGGAAUUCUAGAAUAGAGAAUGUACAAAAAUCUAAACAAGAAAGGCAAGAAAAACGACAAGGAAAUAUUAUGAAGAGGAAGAAAGAGAAAAAAUUAAACAAAUUGAAAAAAGCAGCGAAGAAAGGACGUGUUAUACCUGGAUUUUAAUCAAUUAAACUAGUUAGCUGUACUUUCAUGAUGCGAAUUUACAUAAAAAAAUAAAGUGUAUGUUUAUUUAAGUUAUAUUUUGCUCUUAAAUUUUUUUUAUGUGCAAAAGUAUAUUAAAGUACACAUGCACAUUGAGAUUAUAUAAUGUGGAAACAUA